CAGGAACACAAACAGACACACACACAUCACAGGCACCAUGGGGAACUUUGCUGCCAACGAGGGACUCUCCAUCUUCGUUAUUCUGGUGUGGCUCGGGAUCAAUGCCUUCCUGUUUGUGCACUUCUACAUGGCCUUCCUGACGGACAAGUGGUACUACACCAGGGUUCUGCUGGGGCAAGCCCUGUCCUGGGCCCGAGCUCCGGCCGCCUGCCUGAACUUUAACUGCAUGUUGAUCCUGCUGCCGGUCUGCAGGAACCUGCUCUCCUUCCUGCGCGGGACCAUCCAGUGCUGCAGCCGCUCAGCCGCUCGACAACUGGACAGAAACAUCACCUUCCACAAGCUGCUGGCGUACAUGAUCGCCUUCCACACAGCCGUGCACAUCGUCGCACACUUGUUCAACUUUGAGUAUUUCAUGGACGCACAACUGGAUCGGAACAGCAGCCUCCUGCCCUUCGUGCUCUCGGAGAUCGGCACCGGGGACAACGCGUCCUUCCUGAACCCGAUCAGGACCAAUGAGACGAACCCGACCGUGGUCAUGUUCACCACCAUCGCCGGGCUGACGGGCGUGGUCAUCACGCUGGCCCUCAUCCUCAUCAUCACCUCGUCCACGGAGGUGAUCCGGAGGUCGUACUUCGAGGUCUUCUGGUACACGCACCACCUCUUCGUCCUCUUCUUCAUCGGCCUGGUGUUCCACGGCUUCGGGCGUAUCGUGCGAGGACAGACGACGGCCAGCCAGAAGACAAACGUGCCAGAGUCCUGCGCCGACCACUUUGAGGACUGGGGAAGGAACGAGUCGGGCUGUGCGGUACCAGAGUUCGCUGGGAACCCUCCGAUGACCUGGAAGUGGGUGGUGGGCCCCAUGUUCCUGUACCUGUGCGAGAGGCUGGUUCGAUUCUACCGCUCCCACCAGAAGACGGUGAUCACCAAGGUGGUGAUGCACCCGUCCAACACCCUGGAGCUGCAGAUGAAGAAGAAGGGCUUCAGCAUGGAGGUGGGUCAGUACGUCUUCAUCCAGGUUCCCUCCAUCUCCCGGCUGGAGUGGCAUCCCUUCACCCUGACCUCCGCCCCCGAGGACGACUUCUUCAGCGCCCACAUCCGCAUCGUGGGCGACUGGACCCAGGCGCUGCUGGAGGCCUACGGGGGGGACAAGGACGAGACCCAGGAGGCCUGGAAGCUGCCCAAGAUUGCCAUCGACGGGCCCUUUGGGACGGCCAGCGAGGACGUGUUCCGGUACGAGGUGGUGGUGCUGGUGGGCGCGGGCAUCGGCGUGACUCCGUUCGCCUCCAUCCUCAAGUCCGUGUGGUACAAACGCAUCCAGAACGACCAGGACGUCUUCACCAAGAAGAUCUACUUCUACUGGCUGUGUCCGGAGACCCAGGCCUUCGAGUGGUUCGCCGACCUGCUGCAGUCUCUGGAGCUGCAGAUGACGGACAAGGGCAUGAGCGACUUCCUGAGCAACAACAUCUACCUGACCCGCUGGAAGGAGACCGAGGCGGCUAACUUCCGUGUUCACCACGAGGCGGAGAACGACCCGAUCACAGGCCUCAAGCAGAAGACCCUGUACGGGAAACCCAACUGGGACAACGAGUUCACCAACAUCGCAGCCAAUCACCCGGGAACUAAAGUGGGAGUUUUCCUGUGCGGCCCCCCCCAGCUCGGGAAGUCUCUGGAGAAACAGUGUCUGUCGCACUCGGAGGCCGACGUCAAGUUCAUCUUCAACACGGAGAACUUCUAGAAGAGAAGAAUCGACAGUGGAAAGUUCCCAAGUAGCAGCUGAGCUCCGACCCACAGCUUCUCGCCUCGGAGCGGACGUGCUGCUCCGCUCGCCGCUCGCCACAAACCGUCUCUCUGUGAAGAUGCUGAAACGACUCCGCUGGAUUUCACACUUUGCUUUCUUCUCCUUUUAAAGUUACAUCAAUAAUACGAGAAGUUUCAAAACCUUUCUUCGCUUCUGAGGCUGAACAUGGUCACGAUUUCUCUGUUUUUUCCUCAUGAACAGAUAGAAAUACUGAAACUAUUCUUUAAAUAAAAUUCUUUUCACCUGGUUUGUUGUUUAAAUGAUGAACCAGCAGCUUCUUGUUUGUUUUGUGCUAAUGGAAAACAUGUUGAAUAUUUAUGAAGCAUAGAUAAACAGUUGCUCUCGCUGUCGAGAUGAAUAACAUCAUUAAACAUGCAUGAAACAAGUGA
Molecule: messenger RNA, 2187 nt
Organism: Limanda limanda (common dab)
Lineage: Eukaryota; Metazoa; Chordata; Actinopteri; Pleuronectiformes; Pleuronectidae
Gene: cybb
Product: cytochrome b-245 heavy chain
Exons: 13
Coding region: 38-1735 (565 amino acids)
Biological process (GO): defense response; superoxide anion generation
Cellular component (GO): NADPH oxidase complex; plasma membrane
Molecular function (GO): superoxide-generating NAD(P)H oxidase activity
Source: RefSeq, a predicted model, not a curated record